This is a messenger RNA of Petromyzon marinus (sea lamprey), 1613 nucleotides long. RefSeq names its product growth hormone regulated TBC protein 1 (gene GRTP1). The record is from RefSeq and is a predicted model, not a curated record. Gene Ontology annotation, molecular function: GTPase activator activity; small GTPase binding. Gene Ontology annotation, biological process: regulation of GTPase activity. NCBI's taxonomy places the organism in Eukaryota, Metazoa, Chordata, Hyperoartia, Petromyzontiformes, Petromyzontidae.
UACUAGACACUACACUGCAAUUUAGAGAGAAAAAGAAAACAAAAAACCGUUGUCCGCAACGUCCAGCCGCCGCGCCGACAGAGGCAACCGCCCAAGUUUUUCCGCAUGCCGGUGGUCACGUGACGCCACGUAGCUGCUCCGUUAAACCAAAAGACAAAUCGACAAUAAAGUAAUGUUUAACUUUACUCCCACGGCGCUAAAGCAAACACGGAGACCGAAGGUCGACGCCGACGUGGUGGCCCUUUACGCGAUAUUUAUAUUAAUAAAAUAAGGAAUCCCCGCGGUGUGUGUGUGUUUCUUUUUUUGUUCGUUCGAGCCUCACCGGCCUCGCCUUGAUCGGCCGCCGGCUUUGAUGCGAGGGAGGCGGCGGAGGUUCGGGUCGUACGGCGCUGGUCCGGAACCAGGCCUCAGUUGGAGAAAAUGAUUUAAAAGUUAACGAAUAUUAACCCGCGCAAAUGAUGCCUCGGGACCGCCCUUAAUUAACGAUUUCUUUUGUUUUUAAAACAACAACAGAAGAGUGAAUGGAAGACGCAGGCAUUGGAUCGGUCGGCCAAAUGAAGGACAGGCUGGAUCCCUACGGCUUCGAGUACCCCUCGGACUGCGACCCGUCCCUCGAGGCGCAGCGAGAGUCGCUCUACCUGCCGGUGCUCACUCGGCGAGCCGUCAAGUGGGACAAGCUGCUCCGGCGGCAGCCGAAUGCCGGCGGAGCCGCCCGCGUCCGCCGGGCCGCCACCGUGAAGCGCUACGUGCGCAAGGGCGUUCCCCACGCGCACCGGGGGGACGUGUGGAUGGCGACGAGCGGGGCACAGGCGCUCAUGGAGGCCAACGUGGGCUACUACGCUCGCCUGCUGGCCGAGGAGAAGGACCCCGUCCUCGUGGACACCAUCGCCACCGAUCUGAACAGGACAUUCCCGGAGAACGUGUACUUUCAGGACGGAGCGCAGCCCAGCCUCAAGGAGUCCCUCGCUCGCGUCCUCGCCAGCUACGGCCACCACAACGACGCCGUGGGAUACUGCCAGGGCAUGAACUUCCUGGCUGGCUACCUCCUCAUUGUGACGAGAUCCGAGGAGAAGUCCUUUUGGCUCAUGGACGCCCUCAUCGGCAGAAUCCUUCCUGACUACUACACCAGGGACAUGCUGGGAGUGCGAGUGGACCAGGAGGUGCUGGGGGAGCUGCUGGCCAGCAAGCUGCCCGCUGUGGCGGGCCACGUGGCCAGGCUCGGCGUGCCCUGGCCCCUGCUCACCGCUCGCUGGUUUCUCUGCCUCUACGUUGACGUCCUCCCCGUGGAGACGGUGCUGCGUGUGUGGGACUCGCUCUUCUACGAGGGCUCCAAGGUGCUGUUCCGUGUGGCCGUGACGCUCGUGCGACACCACCAGGCCCAGGUGCUGGCGGCCGGCGGCUUUCCGGCCGUCGUCACGGCCUUCCGUGCCAUGGCCACGGGGAGCUUCGCCCGCGACUGCCACACGUUCAUGCAGAGGACGUUUGUGGACCCAGGCAGCCUGCCCAUGGCGACCAUCACAGCACUCCGUGACUCCAUCAGAGCCAGGCUCCUGCAGGAGGGGGGUGGACAAGAGGGUGGACGUCGUGGUGGUGGUGGACGUGGUGGUGGUGGU